AUGCCUCCAUCCAACAGAAUCACAAGGGCCGCGGCGAGACAAGCAGCCAGCUCUUCAGAGACGUCUACUUCUGCUGCAGCUUCCUCUAUCUCUGCGCCUACAUCUGCGCCUGCACCUGCCACCUCGAAUCGACCUCCGGUAGGAUCAAGGAAGCGUAAAGCACCUGCGCGAGACUCCAGUCCAGCUCCUGAGCCCGAGCCAACGAAGGCCUCAUCUUCGAGACGUCCGAAGCGGCAGAAGGUAGCAGAACCGGAGGUUCCGCCUGCAGGACCAUCUGUCCCGGCAGCAUUACCCCCAACCAGAAGAAGAAAAGGAAAGACUCCCGCGGUUAUGUCGAGUCCUGGUGAUUCUGCUGGUCCUUCCAACGAACCUCCAAGUACAACUGCUUCGUCGAAACGCAAGUCGUCAAGAAACAAGAAGGGUGGCCAAGACCCCUCCGUCUUCACUCCUAGCUCAAGUCGUCGCGCAAAGAAAGCAACCACUGGAAAUAAAGACGGGGACAAUACGAUAGACAACAGCUUAGACGACAAGCCCCCACCUGUCGACGACGACGACGAUGGUAGCGAUGAUGCCGCAGAAGACAGGAUAGCUCGCAACUACGAGGGCAGAGACGAUGACGACGAUCAAGACCCCUUUGGAGGCUUUGGUGGACCUGGGGGACCUCCUCAAGGUUUGUCGGGUACAUUGCGAGCCUUGAGUGGUAUGCUACAAGGGACUUCUUCGAGAUUGCGCGAGAUCCUGGUCAACCUGAAGCAGAAGGACGACCCUUCAGUGCAAUUGAUCGCCCUGCAAGAACUAUGUGAGAUCUUGCUUGUAUCCACUGAAGAUAACUUGUCUGGUCAUUUCUCGCCGGAUGCCUUUGUAAAGGAGCUGGUCGCGUUGAUGCAGCCAUCAGACUUUGGGGAGGAGAAUCCCGAGAUGAUGCUACUUGCCUGUCGAUGCCUUGCCAAUCUCAUGGAGGCACUACCUGCAAGCACCGCCAAUGUCGUCUACGGUGGUGCUGUUCCUAUACUUUGCCAAAAGCUACUCGAGAUCCAUUUCAUCGAUUUGGCCGAGCAAGCACUUAGUACCUUGGAGAAGAUAUCUGUUGAAUAUCCAGCAUCUAUCGUUCGCGAAGGUGGUCUCACUGCUUGCCUAACAUAUCUCGACUUCUUCGCUACUAGCACGCAAAGAACUGCUGUCACUACUGCUGCUAACUGCUGCCGAAACAUUCCCGAAGACUCUUUCCCAGUUGUUAGAGACGUCAUGGGUAUUCUUUUGAAUGUUCUCAGCUCCAGCGACCAAAAAGUUGUUGAGCAGGGUUCUCUUUGUGUCUCCCGCAUUGUGGAAAGCUUCCGAUAUCACCCUUCUAAACUUGAAGAACUUGUCAGUACAGACCUCUUACGAGCCAUCCUUCGUUUGUUACUGCCUGGUACCACGAAUCUCAUUGGGCCAAAUAUCCACACCCAGUUCCUACGGGUUCUAGCAUUCACGGCCAAGGCUAGUGCAAACCUAUCCGCGGAGCUUUUCCGAAUGAAUGUCGUCGAAACCCUCUAUCAGAUCCUAACUGGUGUUUCGCCACCUGGACCCCACGAGGACAUCGCAUCGAAAUUGGACAGUGUUGUUAUCAUGCAAGCAUUGAUUCAUAGACCUCGCGAGCAAGUCAUCGAAACCCUGAACGUUAUCUGUGAACUCCUCCCUGGUUUGCCCAGAGAAUCCGAGGUCACCUUUGAUGAGAUUAUAGACCACAAUCCUGCAUCUGCCCCACAGACAGCUCCCCCAUCGAGCGCUCGAAAGAAGUCAUCAAAUGAAAAGCGACUUGAGCUUCUUGAAGGAUGCAAGGACGAAGUGAAGCGAUUCACAAUUAUCCUCUUUCCAACACUCACCGAUGCAUUCUCAAGUACUGUCAAUCUGAGCGUUCGCCAAAAGGUCUUGACAGCCCAGCUUAAGAUGCUCUCAAACCUCGACAAAGACAUUCUGAUGGAAGCAUUGCGUUCUGUUCCUUACGCUUCAUUCUUGGCAGCGAUCCUCUCUCAGCAAGACCAUCCGAGUCUUGUAAACUAUGCCCUUCAAGCUGCUGAGCUGCUCUUGGAUCGUCUCGACGAUAUCUAUCGCUAUCAAUUCUAUCGCGAGGGCGUAAUUUCUGAAAUUGCCAAACUGGCUGUGCACGCUGAUAUAGUUCUGUCAACAUCAAAGGACUCUCUUGUGAUCGAGGCUGUAGACUCUACCGAAGCCAAUGGUACGAAGAAGCUUUCUGAAAAGGUUACUCGCGGAGGUGACCCUGGUGACGAUGAUGACGAUGACUCUUCAGAUGACGAUAAUGAGGAUGAGAAUGAACACGAUGAUGUCCAAGAUGACAUUAGUCCUUCACCAGCAAGCUCUCGAGGAUCCACCAUGUCUCUGGACGGCGCACAAAACCGGGCACAACACGAUAACAGCAGCAUGCAACAGCUCAUUGCUCAGCGUGCCAAGAAGUUUUUGGAUGUUCACGAGACGGAAAAGAAUAGUAAGAACAUGAAGAAGAAAGCCACCAAGAUCUUGACGAGUCUGCAAACCCUCGCCUCCGAGAUUGAGGCACAUUAUUUGGGACAAGCUACAGGCAAUGGCAUUGAUCUCUUCUCGACUCUUGCUUCUUACUUCGAUGGAGAUGUCUUAGAGAGUGUGACUAGCUUUGAGCUGCUCAAUUCCGAGGUCGUUCGGGUUCUCCUUGCGAUCUUCAACAAUCCAGACGAACGAUUGAGCAACGAUGCCCGUUCUGCAUUCCUCGAGGUUUUUAUGGGCCGUACCGUUGCUCACAAACCCAAGACUGCGUCUGCAGAGUCUCCAGCAACUCCAUUUAGCAUCCUCAUCCACAAAUUGCAAGAUCUCUUGAGUCGAUCCGAACACUUCGAGGUUAUCACCGUCCACCAAAAUACUUUCGAUGGAAACAGAAGCAGUGCUGCGUCAAUGCUUGCGAAGCAAAUCCGAUUGAAGUUAGUGGCUGAUGAUGAUUCUGAGAUCCCCAAACCAUAUCGCAAUAUUAUGGUCUCCAUCCAUGCUAUUGCAACUUUCAAAGCUCUCGAUGACUAUUUACGCCCCAGAAUUAGUCUCUCCGAACGCCCUCGAGGCUCAAGGAGAGAAGGUCUCUCUAGUGCUUUGGCCGCACUUGCAGCAGCCGGUAUGCCCAACCCAUUUUCCGGAUCUUCUAAUGCUCAAGCUCGUCUCUUAGAACGUGGUUUGGCUUCGGCUACCGCUGCCACUCCUGCGGCCCCAACUCCGUCGGCCACUCGAAGUUCUCGAAAGGCAAAAUCCAAGACAGCUCCAGCUGCGACUCCUGCGUCGGGUGGUCAGUCUGCCUCCAUUACUCCACAAGACAAAUCAAGUUCUCGGCGCUCUAGUAGACGUCAUGCACAAACAGACCCCCCAGCACCGGCUCCGCCUGCCCAAGAGGAAGACAGUCUGGCUAGUGCUUUGGAGUGCGCGGAUGAGCGACAGCUUACAGACGAUGAAGAUAUGGAGGACAGUGCUGCAUUGGACGCUAUCGUGGGCGAUCUAGAAGAUGAAAUGGACGAAGGGUCACCUCCAGAUCCUACAGCUGUGAAUCUAGAAGUUGCAGCAGGCGGCAAAGUAACGGCACGCACCCAAGACGGCCAAAGAGUGUCCACUCCGUCACAAGCACCUGGAUCCAACCCCAGACUUGCAAGUGCCCAAGCCGCAGCCGGACAAUCAGCUAUGUCUACGCCAUCUGCAUCACGACCAAUGUCAUAUGCUGCUGCUAUCCAAGCCGUUCCCCAAGAUUGGCACAUCGAAUUCAGCCUCGACGAAAAAGUGAUUGGUAAUGAGACUACAAUUUACCGCGCCGUGCACAGCACAUCAACGACUGUAGAUGAACACACUAAUCGAAGUGUGUGGUCGGCCAUUCACCCAAUCAGAUUUAAGCGAGUCCCAGGUCCUCCUCCCCCUGAGCCAAGCUCUCUUACUCAAGCUAUUGAGGUGAGCACCGAGACUACAGCAUCUGGAAUUCCAGCUUCGUUGGACAAGCAUCCUGCCACAUCAUCCAUUCUUCGUCUGCUUAACAUUCUGCACGCACUGAAUGCAAACUUGGACGACGUUCUAGCAGAAAACAAAGACGCUCUCAAGCUCAAUGUGGAAUCGCUCUCGCAGUUCGUCAAUACCAAGCUCACGGCGAAGCUCAACCGACAGCUUGAGGAACCCCUCAUCGUGGCAAGCAACUGCCUGCCCAGUUGGAGUGAAGAUCUGGCUCGUCUGUAUCCGUUCCUCUUCCCAUUCGAGACCCGACACCUCUUCUUGCAGUCCACCUCUUUUGGCUAUGCCCGCUCCAUGACCAGAUGGCAAAAUGCUCAGUCUGCUGAAGAGUCUCGCCGAGAUCGACAUCGUGACGAGAGACCUUUCUUAGGUAGGCUUCAGAGACAGAAGGUCCGCAUCUCACGCUCGAAGACUCUCGAAUCGGCGUUGAAAGUCAUGGAACUUUACGGGGCUUCCCAAAGCAUCCUGGAAGUUGAAUACUUUGAGGAAGUCGGAACUGGCCUUGGUCCUACACUCGAAUUCUACUCAACAGUUUCCAAGGAGUUCUCGAAGAAGAAGCUCAAGCUUUGGCGAGAGACGGAUGCUAACGAUGCCGACGAAUAUGCUUUUGGAUUUCGCGGUCUUUUCCCAGCACCAAUGAGUGAGGAACAAGCCUCUAACGAAAAUGGAAAGCGUAUUCUUCAUCUGUUCAAGAUGCUUGGGAAGUUCGUCGCUAGGUCAAUGAUUGAUUCUAGAAUUAUUGAUGUCUCCUUCAACCCAACCUUCUUCCGAAUCGGCGACGGCUCCAAGACUGUUACUCCGUCCCUAGGAGCAGUCAAGACAGUCGAUCCUCAAUUAGCAAAGUCGCUGAAGCUGAUAAAGAAGUUCGCCACUGGCAAGAAGUCAAUCGACGAGAAUCCAAGUCUCACUCCUGCUCAGAAGGUUGCUCAUGCAGAAGCUCUUGAGAUAAAUGGUGUUCACAUUGACGAUCUGGGCCUGGACUUCACGCUUCCUGGGUAUUCUUCCAUCGAGCUCCUCGCCAACGGUUCUCAAAUCGCUGUUACCAUUGACAACGUGGAGCUUUACCUAGAGAGAGUUAUCGACUACACACUAGGUGUAGGAGUCCAGAAGCAAGUUGAUGCAUUCCGGGCUGGGUUUACACAAGUCUUCCCUUAUUCUGCCUUGAGUGCUUUCACGCCGGAUGAGUUGGUCAUGCUGUUUGGAAGAAUCGAGGAGGACUGGUCUCUUGAGACUCUUAUGGACUCUAUCAAGGCUGACCAUGGGUUCAACAUGGACAGUAAAAGUGUCAAAAACUUGUUGCAAACCAUGUCUGAGCUGUCGCUGCCUGAGCGCCGAGACUUCUUGCAAUUCACUACAGGCAGUCCCAAGCUUCCUAUCGGAGGCUUCAAGUCCUUGACUCCGAUGUUCACAGUGGUUUGCAAGCCAAGUGAGCCGCCAUACACGUCUGAUGAUUACCUCCCCAGCGUCAUGACAUGUGUUAACUAUCUCAAAUUACCCGACUACACCUCACUGGACGUUAUGAGACGUCGUAUGAGUACUGCGAUCAAGGAAGGACAGGGUGCUUUCCACUUAUCAUAA
Messenger RNA from Mollisia scopiformis, 5583 nucleotides. RefSeq lists its product as uncharacterized. The transcript has 6 exons. Lineage: Eukaryota; Fungi; Ascomycota; Leotiomycetes; Helotiales; Mollisiaceae. Gene Ontology annotation, cellular component: nuclear speck. The record is from RefSeq and is a predicted model, not a curated record. The coding region runs from base 1 to 5583 and encodes 1860 amino acids. Gene Ontology annotation, molecular function: ubiquitin protein ligase activity. Gene Ontology annotation, biological process: proteasome-mediated ubiquitin-dependent protein catabolic process; protein polyubiquitination.